This is a messenger RNA of Acanthopagrus latus (yellowfin seabream), 1282 nucleotides long. Its product is annotated as G-protein coupled receptor 4-like. Gene Ontology annotation, biological process: positive regulation of Rho protein signal transduction; phospholipase C-activating G protein-coupled receptor signaling pathway. The record is from RefSeq and is a predicted model, not a curated record. The transcript is spliced from 4 exons. Gene Ontology annotation, cellular component: membrane. Bases 156 to 1061 code for a protein of 301 amino acids. Gene Ontology annotation, molecular function: G protein-coupled receptor activity. Lineage: Eukaryota; Metazoa; Chordata; Actinopteri; Spariformes; Sparidae.
UGGGGGUUGGAGAAAUGCAUAAUCAUGCAUACUUACAUCUCACUUCCUUCAAAAGAAGGAACAUAUUAACAAGAACCAGAGGACAAGACAUCAGACGCAGGUGAAGGGAACAGUCAGGUGGAGAGUUUCAGCUUUUAAAGGUUUCACUCUGAAGAAUGGAAGUUUUCAACAUCACCAACAGCUCACAGGACGACUUCUAUGAUUACGUCAACAACAAAACUGUCGACGAUGAUCAUAAAAAAAUCUCUCACAUCAUGAAUGUGGUGACGUGCAUAAUCAUUUCUGUCGGCCUUCCUUUGACCCUCGUGGCCAUCUACGCUCUUUAUUCUAUGGUGCGAGGUGAUCAUGUUGUGCCGAUCUACAUCAUCAACCUUCUCAUUUCCAACCUCAUUCAGUUCUGCUGUAUGAUCGUCGAGAUGGCAACAGAUAUGGAGCAUGACAUUGAAGAUUUUUUUCAUUCUUUAUGUCAGUUGGCCAGUGUUGGCUUCAUGGUGUGUAUCGCCCUGGAGAGGUAUUUGGUCAUCGCCUGCCCACUGUGGUACCGCUUCAGACGAACCAUCAAGAUCUCUGUGGCGGUCUCUGUAGCGGUCUGGGUCCUUUCUCUUGCCUUGAGCCUCCCUUUAUUUUUAGGGGUUAGUUAUAUGGCAGAGAAAAUCCUCUUCAGCGUCUUCUUCCUCCUUCCCCUUCCACUGUUGAUUUUCUUCCUGGGUGGGACCAUCAGAGCUCUGUCUGCCAGUCGUGUUCCCUCUGAUGAAAAACGACGAAUUGUUGGAAUUUUGGCUCUGGUGCUGCUUAUUUACACGCUGCUGCUCCUGCCGAGCAUCAUGUUGGUCUUGGCAGAGGAACACACUAUAGAUGCCCAACAGACCCUCAUGACCCUCAACAACCUGUCGGCCAUGUUUGUUCGGCUGAGUCCUCUUGCAGACUUAGUUCUGUAUGUUUUCAUGAGGAAGGGGAUCAUAGACAAGCUUCUGGCUGCUGUGUGUUGUUGCAGAAUGGACAGCAACGACAGCAACAGAACGAAAAGCAAUGAUAGCAGAAUGAACAGCAAUAAUAUAUGAACUUCAUCAGUAUGAAUAAUGACAACGAAUACACAGUCUUGUAAGUGGAGAAAGAGGGGUGAGAGAAAACAGAAGAACAAAUGUAGGCAAAUGGAAAGGAUAGACAGGACAGUAGGGCUGUCACUAUAUUUGAAAUUCAAAAAUUUGUUCAAAAGUCAGGGAGAAGUUAUUAUUUGAAUGUAAUGACCUGUUCAAAUCAAAAUGUACAGUCUAUAAGUGCA